AUGCGCGAUCGACUGUUGGCAGCGGAGAAGGUGAAGGCCAUCGAUUGGCGUGAUGGCGCGCUGUACCUGCUCGAUCAGCGUGCCUUGCCGUCCCGCGAGAGCUGGGUGGCGUGCGUCACGGUCGAAGACGUCGCGGCGGCCAUCCGUUCGAUGGUGGUGCGCGGGGCGCCGGCCAUUGGUAUCAGUGCCGCGUAUGGCCUGGUGCUGGCAGCGCGUGAACGGAUCGGCGAGGGCGGUGACUGGCAGGCUGCGUGGGAAGAAGACUACGCACUUUUAGCCGAUGCCCGACCGACUGCGUCGAACCUGUUCUGGGCGUUGAAGCGCAUGCGCGACCGCCUGGACCGCGUCAAAAAGCACGCCGACCCGCUGGCGGUGCUGGAAGCCGAGGCGAUUGCGAUCCACGAGAGUGAUCGCGAAGCCAACCUGACCAUGGCCCAGCUGGGCGUCGAGCUGAUCCGCAAGCACCAGGGCAAUGCCCAGGCCAUCCUUACCCAUGGUAAUGCAGGCGCCCUGGCGACCGGCGGCGUGGGCACGGCGCUCGGGGUGAUUCGAGCAGCUUACCUGGAAGGCAUGGUCGAGCAGGUCUAUGCUAAUGAAACCCGGCCCUGGCUGCAGGGUUCGCGGCUGACCGCCUGGGAACUGGCGGGCGAGGGCAUCCCGGUGACCGUGAAUGCCGAUUCGGCGGGUGCGCAUAUCCUCAAGACCAAAGGCGUGA
Tuber aestivum (summer truffle) is the source of this 715-nucleotide messenger RNA. The record is from the annotation of a GenBank genome assembly. NCBI's taxonomy places the organism in Eukaryota, Fungi, Ascomycota, Pezizomycetes, Pezizales, Tuberaceae.